CACGAUGAUCCCCCCGAGCGGCGCCCGCGAGGACGGCGUGGACGGGCUGCCCAAGGAGACGGCGAGCGCCGAGCAGCCGCCCUCUCCUGCAUCCACCGGCAGUCAGGAAUCCAAGCUCCAGAAACUAAAACGAUCACUUUCUUUCAAGACCAAGAGUUUACGGAGCAAAAGUGCUGACAACUUCUUCCAGCGAACCAACAGCGACGUGAAGCUGCAGGCGGACGUGCUGGCGGAGGUCAGCCCCAGCUCCAGCCCGCUCCCUGCCCCUGGAAGCCUGACCUCCACACCCACCAGGGCCGGCCUGUACCCCAGCGGUGGCGGCAAGGCCCAUGCCUUUCAGGAGCACAUCUUCAAGAAGCCCACCUUCUGUGACGUCUGCAACCACAUGAUCGUGGGAACAAAUGCUAAGCACGGACUGCGCUGCAAGGCCUGUAAGAUGAGCAUCCACCACAAGUGCAUGGAUGGCGUGGCACCCCAGCGGUGCAUGGGCAAGCUGCCAAAGGGGUUUCGGCGUUACUACAGCUCCCCCUUGCUCAUUCAUGAACAGUUUGGAUGCAUUAAAGAAGUUAUGCCCAUUGCCUGCGGCAAUAAGGUGGACCCUGUGUAUGAGACCCUCCGCUUCGGCACCUCGCUGGCCCAGAGGACGAAGAAGAGCAGCUCAGGCAGCGGCUCCGACUCGCCUCACAGAACCUCGACUUCAGAUCUCGUGGAGGUUCCCGAAGAGGCUGAUGGGCCAGGAGACGGGUAUGACCUGCGGAAGCGGAGCAACAGUGUGUUCACGUAUCCAGAAAAUGGCACCGACGAUUUCAGAGACCAAGCAAAGAACAUAAACCACCAGGGACCUCUUUCCAAAGACCCAUUACCGAUGAACACCUAUGUUGCCUUGUACAAAUUUGUACCACAAGAGAAUGAAGAUUUGGAAAUGAGGCCAGGAGACAUGAUUACUCUUCUAGAGGACUCUAAUGAAGACUGGUGGAAAGGGAAAAUUCAAGACAGAAUUGGCUUCUUUCCAGCCAACUUUGUUCAGAGAGUACACCAAAAUGAGAAGAUUUUUAGAUGUGUUAGAACCUUCAUUGGGUGUAAGGAACAGGGGCAGAUUACACUGAAAGAGAAUCAGAACGUUAUUGAACAGCGUAUUCACCAUUUUGUUCCACUACCUUAACUUCAGAGCAUCCUCCAGCGUGAAAUCUCUAGCAUGAAACUUCUCAAACCGCUUUUGACACAUUCGCCC
This is a messenger RNA of Budorcas taxicolor (takin), 1231 nucleotides long. It is a transcript of the gene STAC, whose product is annotated as SH3 and cysteine rich domain. The record is from RefSeq and is a predicted model, not a curated record. Gene Ontology annotation, cellular component: extrinsic component of cytoplasmic side of plasma membrane. Gene Ontology annotation, molecular function: transmembrane transporter binding. NCBI's taxonomy places the organism in Eukaryota, Metazoa, Chordata, Mammalia, Artiodactyla, Bovidae. Gene Ontology annotation, biological process: positive regulation of voltage-gated calcium channel activity; positive regulation of protein localization to plasma membrane; skeletal muscle contraction. The coding region runs from base 5 to 1162 and encodes 385 amino acids. The transcript is spliced from 11 exons.